CGAGCCAUCGCAGCAGCAACAGCUAUAAUUGAAAAAUAAAAAGCACUAAAACGCGAGUGUCAAAGACCCACAAGAUUCGAAAAUUGAAAAUAUAUAUUUCCAAUUUUCCGUUUCAGGUCAUUUAUUUUGAAUUAUUUUUGUCCAACUAUUACAGUCAGACUAGAGUGCUUUAUCAAACUUUAUCAAAAUAUAAGUAGCAUCAAUAGCUCGAAUAAUGUCGUGUGACCAUAGCGACCCGACUUCGCUCAGCAAAGUCUGUCAGAUAAACUGUAAAAUUGGAUCAUCCACAUCCGAAGAUAAAAAGCACUCGCUCUCACCGGAAUCCCUAUCACCAAAAAGAGAUGGCAGUGCAACUGGUGCUAAACCAAAACGAAAAUCACGAGGUGCACGAAGACGUCUCAAUGCAAUGAUGAGUAACGUCUCCCUGCACUUCUCAGACACCGACUCGGAGGACGAGUUGUCAGUAGUGAAGACAAAAAUUCGAAACCAGAGCCCAUCAUCGAGAGCACUUAAUGGUGAAAUACCGCCACCAGUGAUCGAAGUAACUCUCGAGACGGCUGAGGGAGAGCCCGGGGAUUCCCACUGGAACGGUAUGGGCGGGGGAUCCCCAGUGAGCGACAGAAGAAGUAGUUUUGGUGAAAACCUGACUGACGUCGACGAGAUAUACUUCGACGACCCAAAACCUGAUGGCAAAGGCCUGAACAUUCCCGAUCAGGUGCCCCAGGGGGAAACAGAUGUGGAGGAUAUGUCAAACGACGAGGGAGAGACUGACGAGCCGAUUCUCAUUACAGCACCCCAGAUAGACAUCCUCAGGGAAUUCGGUGGUGGCACCAUCACAACGAAAGAGGGAGACGGCCCGUUCUCAGUAGAAGUGAGAAAUCAAAUGUCCUUUGACGAAGGGGAUGAGCCCCGUGAGCGUGGAAAAAUCGAGCUUUAUCCCCAGGGACCUGACACAGACUCCGAGAACGUCGAUGUCUCGGAUGAUGAACCUGAAAUUGCCGGCGCCUGUGCCCAACGGGACCUCAUGGACUUUGAUCUACUAGCUGCUUCGCAAAUAUUCAUGAAGAAUCUCAACAAAACUGACAAUGCACUCACUGUUCCCGAUCAGUACGAAGACGGUAUUAGUGAUAGUCACACUGAUAUCGAAGACAUCGACUAGUUAUCGCCUAAUUACUGAGUUUUUUCAAUGGUUCACGUUGUAACGCCGAUGAAACUCGCUAUGUUAACAUUUCUACUUACUCAGAUCAAUUUUUAUCUGGAAUUUUGUGACUUUCUUUUUGCACCAUUUGUUCGUUUGCCUAAGUGUGAAUGUUUGUAUGUAACAAAAAAUUUGCAUGCCCUGUCACUCGUUAUUUGUCAAAUUGUCACUACAUCUUUGUUGGCUCACAAACAUCACAUCAAUUUGACGGUAUUGAAUCAAUUGAAGCAAUCAACAUUAUUAACAUUGAAAAUAUAGUAUAAUAGUCGAUCAUCAGGGAGCAUAAUUUAGCUGAAUGUACGUUGUUCGAUGGAAUCACUUCAAUGUUUUAUUGAAACAUGAUUCUUUUGAUGUUAAUUGCAGAAAGAAAUGCCGUCCUCAACAUUGUCAUUGACAACCCAAUGGGAUAUUAAAUAACAAAAACCUUGAUUAAUUCGUCCACGAUUAAGAUUUGGCAACUUUAAACACGAAUAAUGAUAAAUAUCUUGUGUGAUUCGUAUUGACUCGAAAGGCUUACUAGAAUGAAUUUUCAAAUAACAAUAGAUUCGACUCAAUGGUGGUUAAUUGUACAAAUUAAAUCAAAUAAAUAAUCUGAAAACUAAUGAAACAACCUUGAUGAGCAGUUCUAUUGUAACUCAAUGUAUCGCAUUACGAGAGAUUAAAGAGAAAUAAUGAGAUAACAAGAUUCUAAUAAACAAAGA
Fopius arisanus is the source of this 1899-nucleotide messenger RNA. RefSeq lists its product as uncharacterized. The transcript has a single exon. Lineage: Eukaryota; Metazoa; Arthropoda; Insecta; Hymenoptera; Braconidae. The coding region runs from base 215 to 1159 and encodes 314 amino acids. The record is from RefSeq and is a predicted model, not a curated record.